CACAAAACCUUUCCUCUCACAAAUUUCUCUUUUUGGUCAUACUUGAAGAUACUUCAGAUAAAAUGGAAACAGCUUUGACUCAUUUCAUCCUCCUGGCAGUCAUCUCAGGUUUAACCAAAGGAAGUGGUGUGUUGCCAGAUGAACUGAAUGCAGCUGUUGGAGGAGAAGUGAUGUUCACCACAACAGUGACUCCACCAGAAACACCAUUCCUGGUAGUGGUCUGGAAUUUUGUUUUAAACAGUGUAGAAAGACCUAUAAUAACCUCCUACACUUCUUCAAACAUCAUUGCACCAGAGUAUGAAGGCAGGAUCAUCCUCGACAGAUCUACUGGAUCUCUGAAGCUCAUGGAUCUGACUCUUAAUGACAUUGGACAGUACAGAGUUACUAUUACACCAGAUGGAGGACAAGCGAUAACAGGACACACUGAACUGAAGAUAUUUGAGCCAGUCUCCAAUGUGAAGAUAACUGCCAGCAGCACAGACUUGGUGGAGUUCAACAGCUCUGUCAGUCUGUCCUGCUCUUCUUCUGGAUCCUCUCCUUCUUUCCUCUGGAUGAACGGCAGCUCUGAGGUUACAGCCAGUGAGAGAGUUCAGCUCACUGAUGGAAACUCCACUCUUAUCAUAACCAAUGUGACCCGCUAUGAUCAGGGACCAUUCAGGUGUCAUGUGUCCAAUUUUUUCAGUAAUGGCACCAGUGAUCCAACAAAUCUUUCCAUCAGCUUUGGCCCAGAAAACAUCAUUUUGAAGUUAUCUCCAUCUGAAGACCACUAUGUGGAAGGGUCAACUAUCAGACUGUCCUGCUCAGCUGACUCCAGACCUUCUGCUCAGUUUCAGUGGUUUCUGAAUGGAGGCCUGCUGUCUGAUACUGGACCAGAACUCACACUGAUGAAUAUUCAGAUGAGUCAGAGUGGGAACUACAGCUGUCAGGCCUUUAACAACAAAACUCUGAGAUAUCAAACAUCUCAGCCUUCAGCUAUAACUGUACUGGAGCCAGUCUCCAAUGUGAAGAUAACUGCCAACAGCUCAGACUUGGUGGAGUUUAACAACUCUGUCAGUCUGUCCUGCUCUUCUUCUGGAUCCUCUCCUUCUUUCCUCUGGAUGAACGGCAGCUCUGAGGUUACAGCCAGUGAGAGAGUUCAGCUCACUGAUGGAAACUCCACUCUUAUCAUAACCAGUGUGACCCGCUAUGAUCAGGGACCAUUCAGGUGUCAUGUGUCCAAUUUUUUCAGUAAUGGCACCAGUGAUCCAACAAAUCUUUCCAUCAGCUUUGGCCCAGAAAACAUUAUUUUGAACUUAACUUCAUCUGAAGACCACUAUGUGGAAGGGUCAACCAUCAGCUUGUCCUGCUCAGCUGUCUCCAGACCUUCUGCUCAGUUUCAGUGGUUUCUGAAUGGAGACCUGCUGUCUGAUACUGGACCAGAACUCACACUGAUGAAUAUUAAUGGGAGUCAGAGUGGGAACUACAGCUGUCAGGCCUUUAACAGCAAAACUCUGAGAUAUCAAACAUCUCAGCCUUCAGCUAUAACUGUACUGGAGCGUGUCACCAAUGUAAAGAUAACUGCCAACAGCACAGACUUGGUGGAGUUCAACAGCUCUGUCAGUCUGUCCUGCUCUUCUUCUGGAUCCUCUCCUUCUUUCCUCUGGAUGAACGGCAGCUCUGAGGUUACAGCCAGUGAGAGAGUUCAGCUCACUGAUGGAGGCCGUACUCUCACUAUCAUCAGUGUGACCCGCUAUGAUCAGGGACCAUUCAGGUGUCAUGUGUCCAAUUUUUUCAGUAAUGGCACCAGUGAUCCAACAACUCUUUCCAUCAGCUUUGGCCCAGAAAACAUCAUUUUGAAGUUAUCUCCAUCUGAAGACCACUAUGUGGAAGGGUCAACCAUCAGACUGUCCUGCUCAGCUGUCUCCAGACCUUCUGCUCAGUUUCAGUGGUUUCUGAAUGGAGGCCUGCUGUCUGAUACUGGACCAGAACUCACACUGAUGAAUAUUCAGAUGAGUCAGAGUGGGAACUACAGCUGUCAGGCCUUUAACAGCAAAACUCUGAGAUAUCAAACAUCUCAGCCUUCAGCUAUAACUGUACUGGAGCGAGUCUCUGAUGUGAAGGUAACUGCCAACAGCUCAGACUUGGUGGAGUUCAACAGCUCUGUCAGUCUGUCCUGCUCUUCUCCUGGAUCCUCUCCUUCUUUCCUCUGGAUGAACGGCAGCUCUGAGGUUACAGCCAGUGAGAGAGUUCAGCUCACUGAUGGAAACUCCACUCUUAUCAUAACCAAUGUGACCCGCCAUGAUCAGGGACCAUUCAGGUGUCAUGUGUCCAAUUUUUUUAGUGAUGGCACCAGUGAUCCAACAAAUCUUUCCAUCAGCUUCGGCCCUGAAAAUAUUAUUUUGAAGUUAUCUCCCUCUGAAGACCACUAUGUGGAAGGGUCAACCAUCAGACUGUCCUGCUCAGCUGUCUCCAGACCUUCUGCUCAGUUUCAGUGGUUUCUGAAUGGAGACCUGCUGUCUGAUACUGGACCAGAACUCACACUGAUGAAUAUUCAGAUGAGUCAGAGUGGGAACUACAGCUGUCAGGCCUUUAACAACAAAACUCUGAGAUAUCAAACAUCUCAGCCUUCAGCUGUAACUGUACUGGAGCGUAUCUCCAAUGUAACGAUAACUGCCAGUAGCUCAGACUUGGUGGAGUUCAACAGCUCUGGACCAUUCAGGUGUCAUGUGUCCAAUCCUGUCAGUGAUGGUACCAGUGAUCCAUCAACUCUUUCCAUCAGCUUUGGCCCAGAAAACAUUAUUUUGAAGUUAUCUCCCUCUGAAGACUACUAUGUGGAAGGGUCAACCAUCAGACUGUCCUGUUCAGCUGUCUCCAGACCUUCUGCUCAGUUUCAGUGGUUUCUGAAUGGAGACCUGCUGUCUGAUACUGGACCAGAACUCACACUGAUGAAUAUUCAGAUGAGUCAGAGUGGGAACUACAGCUGUCAGGCCUUUAACAGCAAAACUCUGAGAUAUCAAACAUCUCAGCCUUCAGCUAUAACUGUACUGGAGAGAGUAUCUGAUACUUCAAUCAGACCUUCAACACAUCAGCUGAUUGAGGGGAACUCUGUCAACCUGACCUGUGAUGGUGCUGGCUCCAUCUUUACCAGAGAGUGGAUGAAGGACGGCUCACCAUUGACUCAGACUGACAACAUGAUACUUUACGAUACAAACAGAGUGUUGUCUUUUCUCUCUCUGAAGAAAACAGACAGUGGAGAAUAUUUGUGUAAAAUCAGCAACCCCGUCAGCAAUGAUGAAGCUAAUUACAACAUGAUUGUUAACUAUGGACCAGAAAAUGUUCAAAUCACAGGACCAAGUGAGAUAAACGUGAAACAGACCUUAACAUUAACCUGCUCUGCGGCGUCUACACCAUCUGCCAGUUACACCUGGAUACUGAAUGGGACAAAUAUAUUAAAUAAUUCUGAUGUGUUCACUAAAGAUGUGACUGAACUUUCUGACAGUGGCAACUACACCUGUCGAGCACUGAAUGAAAUAACUGGGAGAACAUCAUUUGCAGUUCAUCGAUUGUCUGUAACAGUCCCAGAGAAAGCUGGAGGUCUUUCAGCUGGUGCCAUCGCUGGAAUAGUAAUUGCAUGUUUGCUGGUUGUUGGAGGAGCUUUGGGUGGAGGGUUUUACAUUUAUAACAAAAAAUAA
Messenger RNA from Scomber japonicus (chub mackerel), 3671 nucleotides. It is a transcript of the gene ceacam1, whose product is annotated as CEA cell adhesion molecule 1. The coding region runs from base 63 to 3671 and encodes 1202 amino acids. The transcript has 17 exons. The record is from RefSeq and is a predicted model, not a curated record. NCBI's taxonomy places the organism in Eukaryota, Metazoa, Chordata, Actinopteri, Scombriformes, Scombridae.